AUGUUCUCCAAGCGACUAAGCUGCUUCUAUUGUGGACAUCGCUCUGCGCAGGCUGACAGAAACGUUCGCAAAUGGCGCUGCAAACACUGCGAAGCGGUCAACUACCUGGAUGAGAAAGGAGAGAUUACCGACCCUCCCGCCGCUGAAACGAAUCCUGCUGUUUACGGUCCUGGAGCCACAGACGUUCCAUUUGAGUCGGUUGACCUUACAGGAUCCGGCCUCUUCUGUGCUCAGUGUGUUCGCAACCAGCAUCUCUUCACAAGUGCACUUGCCUCUUAUUUUCCGUCGCCGGAGGAUCCAAAUUAUAGCGCCUACGAGCGGGAAUAUCCCAGUUUUCGCAGGAACCUGGAGGAACGAUACCCGCAAGUAUGUGCAAACUGCGAACCUCGGGUGAAGGAACGGAUACGUCAAGCUGGAUAUGAGGCGAAAUCGGACCACCUUCGACGGAUGAUGGACAGGAGCAAAGCGGGAAGGGCAGCGAGACACGCGCGGCGGUGGAAUUGGAGAAAUCUACUGGUGUCAGCGGGUGCCAUGGGCUACUGGGGCAGCGUUGCUGGUCAACUGUCCUGGGAUACUCUGGGCGCUCUGAGCGCCGAUCAUCAUCUGCGCGAUAUGUAUGAUGACUUAUCGCCGCCGUCCAUUGCGUCGUGCGCUCGUGCGACGUUACAGACACGUCAACUACCGAGUUCAUGCUGGAUUGAUUUGUCUCCCUACGCUGGUCUAGCUCUGAUUGCGGGAAUCCUGUCCUUGUGGUGGAACCCGAAACUACGACUCAAGGUCGAAGGCAGAGGAGGACGCUUCGUCGGGCUGGGCGAAUACUAUCAGGUGCAGCUCAUCGUCAUGGUGGCGCGAUGCGUCUUCUGGGCUGUACUUAAAGACCCUUCUUCGAGUGGACUACAACCGACAUUGCCGCCGGCUCUGCAUCUGUUUAUGAUACUCUUCACGAUCCUGAAUCCCAAGUCCGUCGUUAUCUCUCGGCGCGUUGUCAAGUAUGACACUCGCCCACUGGUCGCAUGGUCGGAUAGCACGCCAACGGCGACUCCUAGUAAGAAAGCAGUUGCGUCACCCGUUGCGCAAUCGAGCGCUACUACUCAGCGUUUCACCAGCCUUCGCGGAACCGACCAGCAAGCUACUCCACGCUUCCCGCUUGAGAAGCUGGCAACUCCCCGACCAGUACCGGAAACAGAGCCCAUUAUUCCUCCCACGCCUCCCCCAGAGGUGGACGAUAUGGAUUGGACCCCUUCUGUACAGCACGAAAUCUCGCCGACGGUUAGUGUCCGUCAGAGAGACACACCGUCUGUCCUCAACGGACCUCUACCGUUCUAUGGAUCACUACCUGCGGCCCCUAAACCUCCAUCAUGGGCCCUUCGGACUCAAUCUUCGCGGCCGAAGCCUAUACAGCAGGUUGUUGAACGCAACCCAUUUCACCGUACACCCACUCAGUCGCCAAGUUCCUGGCAACGUAAACCCGCCGCUCAGGCAGAUUCGGUCUUUGCACCUCCAAAGUUCUUUCCUACCAGUGACCAUCUCGCUUCAACUGGGCUGGAGAGUUUGUUCGACCGAGCUUUUACGAUCAAAUCUCCUGAGGAUGAGGGAAAUGAGAACUGGCAGCAGCACCAGCGAGCAUCGAGUGCGCAUGCUCGCCAGUCUGCGGAUAUGCAGACACUCUUUAUGUUCCAAUACUUUCGGGUGGGCCUACUACUAGCAUCUAUUGCUGCCUGGCUUCUGUCACAGUAUAACCAUCUCUCAAUUCCUGGCAAUUAUGUCGAGGUGGCGUCUCUUGGGAGUGCAAGUCUGAUUGCGGGAUUUGCACUGUUGGAUGUCCUCAAGCAGCCCAUCGCGCAAUGGAACGGCAUGGAGAUCCUUGUUUAUUUUGCCGAGCUUGUGGCGGCCGUCCACCUUGGGGGGCACCUUCCACACGUGUCGUUCGAGAGACAUUAUUUUGACAGAUAUGGGAAAUUUCUAUUGAUCUUCAUGACCGUUCAGGAAGCAUUGGGGCUGUUAUCUCUCUACCGUAUUGCGACAACUGGCGAUACUGGCUCUCAAGUGCAGCAGCCCAGCCAGUCUCCGGACGCAAGCGCCUCGGGCAGUCCAUCACUCGGAAGCCAUGUUCGGCCCGAGCAACCAUCUUCAUCAUUCAGUUCUGCUGAGCCCCCUGUUCCCCCUCUUUCAUUUUCUUCGACUGCUGCCGGUUCCAGCUUCGUGACGCGGUCGCCGGAGGCACAGUACCAACUAGCAUUCCCGAACCAGAAUCAAGGUCUCAAACGUGAUCACAGCUUCACAUUGAAUAGUCUGAAGGACAAUGAAUCCGACUUCUCUGAUGCCUACGAUCGCGAUUCAGACACCGAGACGACUGUGACGACGGCGACGACAGCCACAAGCAACACGGUCAGGAAUAUCCGCUACGGACGGAACCCGACCGAUACAUUCUUCUCACCAAGACGCUCAGAGCUUGGUCCCGGAAUCGGGGGGUUAAGUCUUGAUGACAAGCCCACCCGGCGAGUGACGCGCAGUCAGUCGCAGAGACUCGCCGGAAACGAGGGAAUUCGUAAAUACUCGAUGCGCGGUUUGAAGUAA
Molecule: messenger RNA, 2577 nt
Organism: Aspergillus fischeri NRRL 181
Lineage: Eukaryota; Fungi; Ascomycota; Eurotiomycetes; Eurotiales; Aspergillaceae
Exons: 3
Coding region: 1-2577 (858 amino acids)
Biological process (GO): nuclear inner membrane organization
Cellular component (GO): nuclear inner membrane; mitotic spindle pole body; microtubule organizing center attachment site
Source: RefSeq, a predicted model, not a curated record